AUGGCUAAAAUUGAAAAAGAAUAUUCACUGGGUUCUCCUCUAAAGCAUAAUGAAACGUGUAAAUCCCAUGGAUUACCUAUUGAUAUGAUAUGUGAGGAAUGUGAUGAAUUUAUUUGUGCCAAGUGUGCUAAAACAGAUCAUAGAGAUCAUGAAUGGAAAACUCUGACCACAGCAGCCACCCAAAGGAGGAGAAGUCUACUUUCAUUUCUGAAGAAGAUCGAGGAAAAGGAUCUGCCUGGGAUUGCAGAGAAGAUGGAGAAGGUGUCUAAACAAAACAUAGAAAAUAAAAACCUAUGUGACUCCGAGAUUAAAAAGCUACAGCAGCAUUGUGAAGAGAUAAUGACCAGGCUGACAGAAAUCAGAAAAUGUCAUGAACAAACAAUAAGAGACAAUUUAAUUAAAAAGAAUGAUCAACUGAAGGAUCUGAUAACUAAGUUAGAGAGGAAGCAAAAAGGAAUUGUUGACACAGUGGAAUUCAUGGAGGUGAACAGCAGCACCAUGUCAGAUUACAGCUUGAUUGACAACCACAGAGAACUGAGGAAAAUGAUGUCUGAAUUUGAGGUCCAUACCACAAACUGUAAACUAUCAGUCAGGUUCACAAGAGGUGUGAUUAAUGACGAAUUUCUUAAUUCUGUGGUUGGAAAAGCUUGGGAUUUAGAUGAUAUUCGUGUGACUUUGAAAAACUCAUUUCAAUAUGGUGAUAAGGCAAUAUAUGCUUUGGAGACGUUCAGUGAAGAUCUAUGCUACAUAAAUGGAUAUGAAUCUGAGUAUAUAGAAAAAGUAAACAUGGAAGACAUAAAAGAGCAUAGAUUUAGUAUUUUCACAAAUGACAUGUGUGUGACUGAUAACUGUGAUGUUUAUUUUACUGACUUAAGUAAUAAGUCCAUCAGUUGUCUGUCACCAUCAGGAUCUGUGUCUACUGUCAUUAAUGCAGAUCCACUGUUCCCAAUAGGAAUCUGUCAGUCUGUGGAUGGUGGACUUCUGGUAUACUUGGCAGACAAAGAAUCAAAUCCUGACAAAUUAGAGUCACACAGCAGACGUCUGGUGAGACACAUCACAGUGACAGGUGAAGUCAUCCAUGAGUAUGAGUACCAGGAGGACAGUCAGACCAGACUGUUUACAUUCCCUGAUAGAAUCAAACAGAACAGUAACAGAGAUAUCUGUGUUGUGAACGAUACAAGUGAUAAAACAGGUGAACUGGUGAUUAUGUCUCCCUCUGGUCAUAUAAAGUUUGUCAACCUCGGACAGAACCUGACAGAGGACUUUAAUCUAAAUGAUGUAGUGUGUGACUCCCUCUGUAACAUUCUUGUUACUGACAUUGACAACAAACAGAUCCAUCUGCUGAGUCCUGACGGGGAGUUCCUAAAGUUUUUACUAACAGACAAAGAAGUGUACCAUCCAUACAGAUUAUCACUCUACAAGUCUACGCUGUGGGUGGGAUACUAUGAGGGACUUGUCAAAGUGUUUCAGUACACAAUGUAG
Molecule: messenger RNA, 1482 nt
Organism: Saccostrea cuccullata (small rock oyster)
Lineage: Eukaryota; Metazoa; Mollusca; Bivalvia; Ostreida; Ostreidae
Exons: 1
Coding region: 1-1482 (493 amino acids)
Molecular function (GO): zinc ion binding
Source: RefSeq, a predicted model, not a curated record